Molecule: messenger RNA, 1023 nt
Organism: Plasmodium gaboni
Lineage: Eukaryota; Apicomplexa; Aconoidasida; Haemosporida; Plasmodiidae
Product: putative tRNA-dihydrouridine synthase
Exons: 1
Coding region: 1-1023 (340 amino acids)
Biological process (GO): tRNA processing
Molecular function (GO): tRNA dihydrouridine synthase activity; flavin adenine dinucleotide binding
Source: RefSeq, a predicted model, not a curated record
AUGAGCAACCAAUAUGAUAAUGCCUAUGUUGAGAAAAAAGAAUAUGAAAAAAGUUUUUGGGAGUCAUUAGGAAAACCUAAAUAUAUAUCAGCACCUAUGGUUGACCUAAGUGAAUUGCCAUUUCGUUUAUUAUGUAGAAAAUAUAAUUGUGAUUUAUCGUUUACUCCUAUGUUACAUUCAAAAAAUUUUGUGGAACAUGAAAAAUAUAGAAAAGGAUAUUUUAAAAGUUGUGAGAUGGAUAAACCAGUAAUAGCACAAUUUUGUGGGAAUGAUUCAAAAAUAAUAUUAGAAGCUAUAAAUUAUAUAAAGGAUGAUGUUAAUGCUGUUGAUAUAAAUCUGGGUUGUCCUCAACAGAUAGCAAGAAAAGGUAAUUAUGGAGCUUUUUUAUUACAUAAACAUGAUGAAGUAGUAAAUUUAAUAUCAGGUAUAACAAAUAAUUGUGGUAUACCUAUAACAUGUAAAAUUCGAAAAAUAGAUAAUGAUUAUCAAAAGACAUUAAAUUUAUGUUAUGACUUACAAAGUAGAGGUAUAAAAAUGAUUACUGUUCAUGGAAGAACAAAAGAAGAAAAAGGUACAAAUAUAAAAGAAUGUGAUUAUGAAAUUAUUAGAAUUAUUAAAGAAAGAUUAAAUAUUCCUAUAAUAGCUAAUGGAUCAAUUGAAUAUUUUGAAGAUAUUGAAAAAUGCCUAAAUUAUACAAAAGCUGAUGCAGUUAUGUGUGCAGAAAUAUUACUUGAAAAACCAUAUUUUUUUUCAAAUAAAAACAUUGAUGCUGUAAAUAUUGUAAAUGAAUACUUUGAUCUAUAUUUAAAAUAUGAAUCAAAUACAAAAUAUUUAAAAGGACAUUUAUUUAAGUUCCUAUAUAAAUAUUUCCAAGUCCAUACUGAUUUAAGAGAUAUGUUAAAUAAUUGCCACACUUUGAAUGAUUACAUAAAUUUUAAAAAUUUACUAAACCAAAGAAAGAACUCCGGCACAUUAACAGAGACGUCUUAUAGUUGGUAUAGGCGUUACAGAAAGGAUAUAUAA